AUGGCUCCAAGAACACCAGCCGAUAAGCUUGGUCAUGCAUCUACAUUACAACUCCCCACAUACGACAAUGAUGAUCAAUCUUCAACCAAUUCAACUACCCCUUUACAUAAAGAUACACCAGAAGAAACUACCGAUACAUCGACAACAACUAAUGAUGUUGAACCAUUUCAUCCUCCUAAACUACUUAGUAAAACCACUACUUCACCAUCCAUAAAACUUACAUCCAUGUUAUCCAAAACUUCUACUAAACAAAAUCCAAAUUUCCCAAUAAGUUUACAAUCAUUAAGUGAACUUCAUGAUCCUAAAUCUUUGAAACAAUUAUAUGAUUUAGGUGGAAUUGAUAAUUUAUUGGCUCUGUUACAUACUUCAUUCGAUGGUCUUAAUGAACAUAAUGAAACUGAUUUAUCUCAACGGAAACAGUAUUUUGGUAUCAAUAGAUUACCUCAGAAAGUUCAAAAAAGUUUUCUUAAAUUAUGUUGGGAAGCUUUAAAAGAUAAAGUAUUAGUCAUAUUAUGUAUUGCUGCCAUUGUUUCAUUAGCUUUAGGUUGUUAUGAAAGCUUUGGUAGUGGGACUCAUUAUGAUGAUGAAGGUUUACCAUUACCAAAAGUUGAUUAUGUUGAAGGUGUCGCCAUUUUAGUAGCCGUUGCCAUUGUUGUUUUAGUUGGUGCCGCUAAUGAUUAUCAAAAGGAACGUCAAUUUGCUAAAUUAAAUGCUAAAAAAGAAGAUCGUGAAGUGAUUGUUGUUAGAAAUGGUGGUGAACAAAAAUUGAUUUCUAUUUAUGAUUUAAUGGUCGGUGAUGUUAUAAAUUUACAAACUGGUGAUGUUGUCCCUGCUGAUUGUAUUUUAAUCCAGGGGGAAGUCGAAUGUGAUGAAUCAGCUUUAACUGGUGAAUCACAUACUAUUCAUAAAGUCCCCGUUGCUAAAGCCAUGAAAGUUUAUCAAAAUCAUUUACCUACUAAUGAAGAUAUCGGUAGUACUCAAAUAAAAUUCCGUGAUCCUUAUUUAAUUUCUGGUGCUAAAGUCUUAUCAGGGUUAGGUAACGCCGUUAUUACCGCUGUGGGGACCAAUUCUAUUCAUGGUAGAACCAUGAUGAGUUUAAAUCAUGAACCAGAAAGUACUCCUAUGCAAGUACGUUUGAAUGAUUUGGCAGAAGGGAUUUCUAAAUAUGGGUUCCUUGCUGCCAUUGUUUUAUUUGUGGUUUUAUUCAUUAGAUUCUGUGUUGAAAUUGCUCCUAAUGGUAAUAUGAAUGGUGCUGAACCAGCAGAUAAAGGUAAAAGAUUUAUUGAUAUUAUUAUCACUGCUGUGACAAUUGUUGUUGUGGCCAUACCAGAAGGAUUACCAUUAGCUGUCACUUUGGCUUUAGCAUUUGCCACCACAAGAAUGGCUCAAAAUGGUAAUUUGGUCAGAGUAUUGAAAAGUUGUGAAACUAUGGGAGGAGCAACGGCAGUUUGUUCUGAUAAAACUGGUACUUUAACAGAAAAUAAAAUGAGAAUAGUAAGAGGAUUUUUCGGAUUAAAUAAACAAGGUCAACCAUUAGAAUUUAAUGAUACCGUGGGUAAUCAACAUGAUGAACCAACAUCAAUAGAUAUUAUUAAUAAUGAAAUUAGCAGUGAACAAAAAGUUUAUCUUACCACUAAUAUUAUACUUAAUUCUACUGCAUUUGAAAAUUCCGAAUAUGAUGAAGAAAAAGCUAAACUUGCAAGACAAAAACCUCCAAAACAAAGUUUUUUCAGUAGUCUUUUCAAGAAUUCCAAGAAAUCCCAAUAUCAACAAAUGGGAUUAGUUGAUGAACCUUAUUUAGGUAAUAAAACUGAAUCGGCAUUACUUACAUUAGCCAAAGAUAAAUUCCAUUUAUUCGAUAAUAAAUCAUUAGAAACUUGUCGACAAGAGAAUAAUGGUGAUGUGAUUCAAGUUAUCCCAUUUGAAAGUUCACGUAAAUGGGCUGGUAUCGUUAUGAAAAUCCCUAAUGGAUUUAGACUUUAUGUUAAAGGAGCAGCAGAAAUUAUUUUUAAAAAUUGUGGAUUUGAAAAUAAUAUUAAUGAUGAAUUAAUCAAAUUGGAUCGAUCUAAACGUGAUGAUGUAUUAUCGAAAAUUGAUGAAUAUGCUAAUGAUGCAUUAAGAGCAAUUGCUUUGGCCCAUCGUGAUUUUGUUGGUAUUUCAUCAUGGCCACCAUCAGAAUUAAGUUCUUCCUCCGAGAAUAAGAAAACCACAACCACUGCAAAGGAAGCUGAUCCAGCAAAAUUAAUUAAUACUUCAUCUAGUGCUAGUGAAAUUCAUAAAAUGUUUAUUCUUGAUGCAUUAGUAGGUAUACAAGAUCCAUUGAAAAAGGGAGUUGCUGAAGCCGUAUUACAAUGUAAACGUGCAGGAGUCACUGUUCGUAUGGUCACCGGGGAUAAUAUCAAUACUGCUAAAUCCAUUAGUAAAGAAUGUAAUAUUCUUACCCUGGAUGAUUUAUCAAAUGAAUAUUCAUGUAUGGAAGGACCACAAUUUAGAAAAUUAUCUAUUCAAAAAAGACGAGAAAUUGUACCUCAAUUGAAAGUUUUAGCAAGAUCAUCACCAGAAGAUAAACGUAUACUUGUUGAUACAUUAAGAAAAGCUGGUGAAGUAGUUGCUGUUACUGGUGAUGGUACUAAUGAUGCUCCAGCAUUGAAAUUGGCUGAUGUUGGGUUUUCUAUGGGGAUUGCUGGGACUGAAGUUGCUCGUGAAGCUUCUGAUAUUAUUUUAAUGACUGAUGAUUUCACUGAUAUUGUUCAAGCAAUUAAAUGGGGGAGAACUGUUUCUACAUCGAUCAAAAAAUUCAUUCAAUUUCAAUUAACUGUUAAUAUUACUGCUUGUGUAUUAACAUUUGUUUCCGCUGUGGCAUCAUCAGAAAAUAAAUCGGUAUUGACGGCAGUUCAAUUAUUAUGGGUUAAUUUAAUUAUGGAUACUUUAGCUGCAUUAGCAUUAGCCACUGAUAAACCUGAUGAUUCAUUCCUUAAUAGAAAACCUGCUGGUCGGACAGCACCAUUAAUUUCAACAUCAAUGUGGAAAAUGAUUAUUGGGCAAUCAAUGACUCAAUUAAUUAUUACAUUUAUUUUACAUUUUGCCGGUAAACAAUUAUUUUUCCCUGGUCAAUCUCAUAUUAAUAAUCAUCUGGAAAAACAAUUGGCCGCUAUGACUUUUAAUACUUUUGUUUGGUUACAAUUUUGGAAAUUAUUCGUCACGAGAAAAUUAGAUGAAGCUGAUGAAAUAACUACCAUACGGGGAAGAAUUAGUAGAGAAAAUUUAGAUUUUUUCCAACAUUUAUUUAGAAAUUGGUAUUUUAUAACUAUUGCUUUGAUUAUUGGUGGGUUCCAAAUUUUAAUUAUGUUUGUUGGUGGUGCAGCAUUUAGUAUUGCUCGUCAAACUCCAGGAAUGUGGGCUACUGCUAUAUUAUGUGGAUUUUUAAGUAUCCCAGUGGGACUUUUAAUUAGAAUAAUACCAAAUAUUUGGAUUGAAACUAUUUUCCCAACUAAAGCAUUUAAAAAAUUCCUUUAUAUUGUUGGAUUUGGUUGGUUAAAAUUUAGAAAAAAUAAAAAAACCAAGGAUAAUGAAGAAGAUGAUGAAAUGGAUUUAGAAGGUGGUGGUAAUUCCGAUUUAAAAGAAUCAAAGGAAUAG
Molecule: messenger RNA, 3636 nt
Organism: Candida albicans SC5314
Lineage: Eukaryota; Fungi; Ascomycota; Pichiomycetes; Serinales; Debaryomycetaceae
Gene: PMC1
Product: calcium-transporting ATPase
Exons: 1
Coding region: 1-3636 (1211 amino acids)
Biological process (GO): intracellular calcium ion homeostasis; calcium ion transmembrane transport
Cellular component (GO): intracellular membrane-bounded organelle; membrane
Molecular function (GO): P-type calcium transporter activity; ATP binding; ATP hydrolysis activity
Source: RefSeq, a predicted model, not a curated record